GUUCCAACCCGGGACGGAUUUGAUCGAGAGUGGAAAUACAAACCGAUGCCCAAAAGCUGAACGAGCUUUCCAGAGAAAGAAGAAGAGGCGGUAUCGUCGCACAUAGGGAGACUUCUGCUGCGUCUGUAUAAAUAUAUACACUCCGUAUGUAUCUAUAGUCUGGUGUAUAAAGACGCGCAUGGUGGGCCCUAAACCCCUCUGUUUGUUUUCAAACCCUCCCGCGAAGCAAACCCAUCAUCCUUCGCUUUGAUUCUUACUCCGAGUCUCGAUCCCGAUUGGGGAAGCCGCCAACCAGAGGGAGGGGUAAAAGAAAAAGAAGAAAAGAAAAAGAUUAAAUCUUGAUUUGCAUCUGCGUGAAUAACAAGAGUGGUUUGAUUCGACUUUCUGGGUUCUUCCUGCUUCUGCCCGACUCAAUUUGGAUUCAUGGAGGAGAAGAAUCAGCAUGGUUCCGAUCGAUUUGCUCCCAACUCCUCCCCGAGUUCGCGAGAGAGCUGAGUUGCAUGCUGUAGCAGAACAGUCUGUUUCACCCAAAGACGAGAGGGUUGUUUCUGCAAAUCCUUCAAUAAAUUCCAAAGAUCAAUCUGCUAGUUCUGAGACAAGUGCGGCUUUCCCCACCAUGUACCCAAUGAAUCCUUAUCCUCCACCGGAGCAAGGCUUUUACUAUGGAGGCUUUGACAACAGCUCGGGAAAUUGGGGUGAACACUCCAACGAAAUGAAUGCUAAUAACUUGCAUGUCAUACCUCCGGCAGUAUACAAUGAAAAUUCAUCAUUCUUUUUCCCCCCUAGCUAUGGUUAUGAUGCUCAGAUGGCAUAUGGGCAAUUCUCCCCUGUUAGCAGUCAUCUGUCCCCCAUAAUGAUAGAUGGUCAGCUAUAUUCUCCACACCAGGUCCCCAUAUCUCCAUCCUACUAUCAACCACCAAUUUCACCUGGACUGCCACAUGUCUCUCAAGCCCUUCCCACCUCACAGGGUGAGCUAAUAGUGAAUCCAGGAAGGGGUGGCCAUGAAAGUUUUGUUGACGGUAUGAUAUAUGGACCAGGAUCAGGUUACUACAUGCCCGUUGGAUCUUAUGGUGGAGGAGAGCUUCCUGUAAACAACAACCUUGGCUUCUACAAACUUCAGAAUGAUUUUCGAUCCGGGGAACAACCUUUGACAAACCGAUCUAAUUCAAUGGACUCUGGCAGAUAUGUUUCUCCUUUGACUUCUGCUACACUAUAUCCACAGCAAUUUGGCCUACUUGGGUCAUAUGAACAAACUGCUGCACAGGGUAUUGGAUACACACAGGGUGCCUCAUCCAGACACUACAUUCGAGGUGGAUCUUAUCCGGGUUCAAAUUAUGCCAGCGGGUCCAGUUGGGGAACUGGUCACCCGAAUCGAUUUGCAAGUGCAAAAGGUUAUAGUCGGGAUAGGGAACUAGACUCGACCAACAUCUCUACCGAGUCACUGGGUGAACGAAAUAGGGGACCCAGGGCUUUGAAGCCAAAGAACAAGAGUUCCACUGAAGAGAACCUUUCGUCUGGAAUUCUUCUUAAAGAUCUUGACCAGAUUAAUCGCUCUGACUUUGUUGUGGAUUACAAGGAGGCCAAGUUCUUCGUCAUCAAGUCCUUCAGUGAAGACAAUGUUCAUAAAAGCAUUAAAUAUAACGUUUGGUCCAGCACCCCACUUGGGAAUAGAAAACUGGAUGCCGUUUAUCGAGAAGCGAAGGAGCUUGAUUGCAAUUGCCCGGUUUUUCUAUUUUUUUCGGUUAAUGCAAGCGGACAAUUCUGCGGGGUAGCAGAAAUGGUGGGACCCAUUGAUUUCGAGAAAGACGCAGAGUACUGGCAACAAGACAGGUGGAACGGGCAAUUCCCUGUGAAAUGGCAUUUCAUCAAAGACGUUCCGAACAUCCAGUUUCGCCAUAUCCUGCUGGAAAAUAAUGACAACAAACCAGUCACUCACAGUCGCGAUUCUCAAGAGGUGAAAAUGGAACAAGGGAUUGAGAUGUUGAAGAUUUUCAAGGAUUAUGAGGCCGAGACUUCCAUGGUGGACGAUUUCACCUUCUACAAUGACAGGGAGAAAGCCCUGUUAGAAAGGAAGGCGAAACAGCGAGUGAUGCCACCACCAACCACCGCUGCUGCUGCUGCACCACCACCAGCACCGUUGCCUGCCGACUCAAUAAACCAUCUGUCUGAAUCCCUAGCUGAAACCCUCAAAUUGGAAGACAGCAGUAACAAACAGUUGCCUCCAAAAGAUGGGGAGAAGUGAGAAUCCUUACAUCUUCAACCUGCCCAGAUUUGGCUAGUAGUAUUCCUUCUCAUAAACCAAAAAAACCCUUGUCUUUCCUGUUGCUGGCUGCCCAUUCUUGUUUCCCAGUUUAUAGUGGGUAGGUGCCCCUCUAGUGGAGUGGCUAGUAGCUUUGUUCUGGAGUCUUCUUUUAUUGGAGCCUUCAUCCAGUUGGUUGUUUGCCUGGCAUUUCACCAACUCAAUUAGAGACUUCUACUUCUGCAGUUUUAAUUGUGUACUACUCCAAAUAUACUUUGCGCUGUUUU
Messenger RNA from Cuscuta campestris, 2526 nucleotides. The record is from the annotation of a GenBank genome assembly. Lineage: Eukaryota; Viridiplantae; Streptophyta; Magnoliopsida; Solanales; Convolvulaceae.